Molecule: messenger RNA, 2013 nt
Organism: Beta vulgaris subsp. vulgaris (sugar beet)
Lineage: Eukaryota; Viridiplantae; Streptophyta; Magnoliopsida; Caryophyllales; Amaranthaceae
Product: probable leucine-rich repeat receptor-like protein kinase At2g28990
Exons: 8
Coding region: 1-1947 (648 amino acids)
Biological process (GO): protein phosphorylation
Molecular function (GO): protein kinase activity; ATP binding
Source: RefSeq, a predicted model, not a curated record
AUGGCUUAUUGGUUGGUGAAACUGAGCCUAAGGCUGCUAUUUCUAGUACUAAAUUUACCUAGAGGGUCUGCUGCUUCCACAGAUGAUCCAGUGCCUAUAGGCUACUACUGCCCGGUAAACGGCUAUUCUUACAGUGCAGGAAGCAUGUUUGAAGAAAAUCUGAAAGACAUCCUUGUUACACACAUGGUUGCCAAUGCCUCGCGUGUGGCGUUCUCAAGGUUCACCAUGGGAGAAGGCAUUGAUCAAGUUUAUGCUAUGUACUACUGCCGGGGGGAUGUGACUCUGGAAGCCUGUCAUGAUUGUUUGCAGAGUGCAACAGCAAGAAUAAUAAAUGUUUGCAAACGGCUAAAACAAGGCAUUGUUUGGUAUAAACAAUGCACCUUACGAUAUGCCAACCACACCAUCUUCUCCCUCACAAAUCAGGAUCUUACCAUUCGUUACCCAAAUUUUAACAACACCCCUGUUCUAGGAAACUAUCUUAAUGAGUAUCGGUCCACAUUUGACAGCACCAUGAGAAACCUCAUUGAUCGAGCUGCUAAUAAUGCAAGCCUUAGACCGGUUGGAUUUGCUACAGCACAAGUCAAUCUCUCGUCAUUUCAGAGCUUAAGGGGGGUCGUUCAGUGCGCUCCCAUCAUUUCUGGGGUUUUCUGUGAGAGAUGCCUCACCGCGGCACUUACACUAAUGGAUCUUUGGGCUAACUCUAUGGAGUUUCUUCCAGCUUGUUUUGUUGGCUUUGAAAUAUACGGAUUACCUUCUUCAACCCCUCCUUCCCCUCCAUCACCCGUAGCAGCGCGCUAUAAGGUCCUUAUUGGCGUGCUAUCUGCUGUUGUAAUUCUAUCACUUCUAGCUGGCUUUUGGUUUUGGAAACGUUAUUCUUCGAAAGGGAAUCCGCAUCCACCACCUGGAGAAGAGAAAAACGAUCACAUCCACGAUUUAGAUGAAUAUGAUGCAUCAGCUGAAGACAAUCUAGAACUAAUCGAGAAAGGGAGGCAGCAUGGAUUGACACAGUACACCUACUAUCAAGUGGAGGACAUGACAAACGGAUUCAAUAAACAAUUAGGCGAAGGUGGCUAUGCAGUCGUCUAUCAUGGUAUUUUAACAGAGAGCAGCAGGGAAGUUGCAGUUAAGGUGUUCUCAAAGAGCGAGGCCCCUAAACAAUUUAGCACUGAGAUUGAAGUGCUUGGACGAAUUUCUCACAAGAACUUGGUUUCUCUAGUUGGAUACUGUGAAGAAGAAACCAAAUUGGCACUUAUAUAUGAGUUCAUGGAAAUGGGAGACUUGAAAGCUCUUCUGUCAGAACGUUCAGAUUCCCUAAGCUGGAAAAAGAGGAUUGAGAUAGCGAUCGACACAGCUCAAGGACUGGAUUACUUGCAUAAUGGUUGCAGCCCGCCUAUAGUGCAUAGAGAUGUGAAACCCGCAAAUAUACUCCUAAACAAAGAAUUCCGAGCGAAGGUAGCUGAUUUUGGGUUUUCCAAAAUAUUUCCAGCCGAAUACGUUUCAAAUUUACACACAAGGGUGGUGGGAACACUAGGUUAUCUUGAUCCUCAGUAUAAUUUAACAGGAACUGUGAAUGAAAAAGGUGAUGUUUACAGCUUCGGCGUAGUCCUGCUGGAGCUAGUCACAGGCAAGACAGCAAUAAUGAACAGAGUGAUGAAUUUGGGGAUAUGGGUUAGAAGCGUGCUCGAAACAGGGGAUAUUGGAAGCAUACUGGACACAAGGCUAAGACAAGAUGUAGAUAACUAUAUCACUGUUUGGAAAACAGUAGAGUUAGCUGUGAGAUGUAUUCAGUUAGAAAGUGCAGAAAGACCACCGAUGACUCAAAUUGUUACAGAACUGAAAGAGUGCUUGAUUAUGAUUAACACUGGAAGUUCCAGUUCAGCUAAAGAUUCCCUAGAGUUGACGAGCGCUGCUGUUUCAAGUAGUACAAUGUCUCCUACACCACGUUAACUACCACAUUUUCUUGCUUAUCCCAUCCUUUAUUAUAAAACAUUUACAUUCGUAAAGCUUCUCAAA